This is a messenger RNA of Monopterus albus (swamp eel), 2654 nucleotides long. RefSeq names its product family with sequence similarity 114 member A2 (gene fam114a2). The record is from RefSeq and is a predicted model, not a curated record. The transcript has 16 exons. Bases 227 to 1699 code for a protein of 490 amino acids. NCBI's taxonomy places the organism in Eukaryota, Metazoa, Chordata, Actinopteri, Synbranchiformes, Synbranchidae.
GCAAACCGAAAUAAAAAAGAUAGCAUUUGUAAUCUGUAAUCGCUGUAAUAUUAGAAAGGAAACUUCACGUUAUCUCAAGGUGCUAACGUUAACUGCUAGCGUCAAGACACUGACAGCUGCGAAGGGCAAAGGUGAAUUUGUAGCAAGACCCGAUUUGUGUCAGAAAAUCCCAGCUGGCCUUAAAACGAUCACUCUCCAGUUGGACAGACAUGCAAUAGGUGCUAAGAUGUCAGACAGUGAAGCUACAGCAACAGAAGGUCCAGAGGUGGCUCCGGAGAUUCAGAACGCCUCUCCUGCCAAAACACAUGACACCUCCUCUCCGACUACACCUGACAUCUCGACUGACGUGGCCCCGACGAGGAAAGCCAGGAGGAGACCGGACCCCAAGUCUACAGCUGAAGCUGAGGAGAUGCCAAAAGCAGAGGAGCAGCUGGCAAAGACACCCAGUGAGUCCACUGUGUCUCCCAGUGGUUGGGGAUACUGGGGCAGCUGGGGCAAAACCAUCUUAUCCACAGCAACAGCUACUGUGGCCACUGUGGGCCAAGGGCUCACUCAGGUGAUAGAAAAGGCUGAGACGUCUUUGGGAAUUCCCAGUCCGACUGAACUGUCGGUGCAGGUGGGGGAAGAGCAGAAACAGCAGGGCAAUGCCAGCGGUGAGACGGACAAAGCAGCAGAAGACGGAUUAUCAGCAGUGGGAGGUGCAAUGGGAAUGCUGUCAUCACUCACCAACGUCGUCCAGAGCACAGGUAAGACGGUGAUAACAGGUGGUCUGGAUGCUCUGGAGUUCAUCGGGAAGAAAACGAUGGAUGUGAUAGCAGAAGGUGACCCUGGCUUUAGGAAGACCAAAGGACUGAUGAACAGGAACAUAACUCUGUCUCAGGUGUUGAGGGAGGCAAAGGAGCGCGAGGAGCUGCAGACAGCACAGAAAGAGGCGCCUGAUUCGGAGAAGGUGGUCGCUCACUAUGGGAUGCUGUUUGAUGAAUUUCAGGGCCUCUCACACCUCGAGGCUCUGGAGAUUCUGUCUCGGGAGAGUGAGUUGAAGGUGAAGUCGGUGCUGACCACCUUAUCGGGAGACGAGCUGCUUCAGCUCAGAGAGGAGCUGGAUCAUAUCAAGGACUCCUUCUCCCUAGUGGAGUUUGAUGAUGAAGAAGUCGACGAGACGAAAGAUGAAGAUGGUACAGAGUUUGAGAGGGAGUUAACGGAGGCCUUGGAGGGUCUCGGUGUCUCUGCCACGGCUGACAAACUCAGCAAGGCUUGUAAGAACACCUGUAGCCAGAUCACUGACAUGACCCAACCAGAGAAGGAAGAGAGCGACGAGGACGUUAAGAAAACCCUUUCAAUAGAGGAGGUCCAUGCUGUAGCCAUCAGGAGUCUGGCUGAGCUGACUGCUCGAUCCAUUGAGCUUUUCCACAAGCUGGCUCAGAUGAUCGUCUUCUGCAGCAGCAGCGCCGAGGCCAGCGUCCUGUCACAGUUAACCAUUGUUUUGUGUAAAGAAAUCUCACAGCUUUCCAAAAGGUUCACCUCCUGCUUGACAGCUGCAGGGUCACAUGAGAAGGGAGAUGUCCUCAACCCGCUGAUAACAGGAGUCUUUUUAGAGGCAUCCAACAGUGCUUCUUACAUCCAGGAUGCUUUCCAGCUUCUAAUGCCUGUACUGGAGAUUUCCUACAUCCAGAGGAGAGCUGAAUCCACCGAGCCGUGACCAGCUGGCGUCACCACUGAACUGUACCACUGCCAUCGUGCUGCGACUCUGUCACAGCAGAGAACUUCUUUUAAAAACUGUCCACGUCAGCAUUUUCUCUGUGGUUCUCAGCUCAGGACAAAAUCAGUUUUACACCUGCAGGAAAGUGUGUUGUUGUCAAACAGUGUUAACUUUUUGUACAUUGCUGGUUUUUUUUAUAACCAUUUAAUAAUGUAUUUUUUCUUGACUGCACAGAAAAUACUUUGGGUUUGGUUUUCUAUGCAUAUAUUUCUUAAACCCUGUCAUCCAACAUAUUUCUGGUCCUGGAACAGCAAAUGUGUCUUUUUACAAGCACACUAAUAAGGAAUGAAUAAGUAGACAGUGUUGGGAUUUAAACGUAUGACUUUUUGUAGUCUUUGUGGCCACCAGGCCAUCGCUUAUCUGUCAAAUCAGGUUCUAGCUGACUCGAGAGGCCUUAAGUUACUUUUGAAAAUCUUCAGUGCAUAAAUUAUUGUUCUUUUAAUUUCUGGCAAUGUUGACAAUAUCCUUAAAUCAUGGGCAAACUGACUGUAAAAGCUUAUACUUCUGUUGGUUUUAUUCUUUUCUCUGACUGUCUUUUUGCUAAAUGUCACAUGGAAUCUUAAGUUUCAGUAGCCCUUCAUAAUCUAAAUACUUCCCAUCUGGUCUUUUUCUCUUUAGACAGCCCCAAAAUGGAAGACUUUAGAAUUGCAGACAAAAACUGACUUGCUCUUUAGCUGCUGUGAGGUUUGACUUGAUGUGUUAAAGCAAAAACGCUCAAGUUUUACUCUGGUAAAAUCAGAGAACAAUAAAAAAUAAUAGGGAAGACUAAUGUGUCAGACAGCUUGGAUAUUUGCAUUGAGAGGCCUUUAAAAACACUAACAGCUUUGAACAUGUUUUGAAUUGACAAUGUAUUUAAUCAGAAUCAUCAUUCCUAAUUAAAAUAUUAUACCUAUUA